Molecule: messenger RNA, 3059 nt
Organism: Salvelinus fontinalis (brook trout)
Lineage: Eukaryota; Metazoa; Chordata; Actinopteri; Salmoniformes; Salmonidae
Product: adenylyl cyclase-associated protein 1-like
Exons: 14
Coding region: 963-2369 (468 amino acids)
Biological process (GO): cell morphogenesis; regulation of adenylate cyclase activity; cytoskeleton organization
Cellular component (GO): cytoplasm
Molecular function (GO): actin binding; adenylate cyclase binding
Source: RefSeq, a predicted model, not a curated record
CAGUUUAAGCCCAUCUUCAUACUGUACUAUCUGUUUUAUAUUGGAAGAAUAGGCAGAGCAGUAAAUCUGCUAGCUCCUACAGACAAUUGACCGUGAUUAAAGACCUAAUCAGUGCUUGUCCAAUUUAGCAGAUCCUCUCAAGAUCUGUCAGGUUGGAUGGGGAGCUUCGCUACACAGCUAUUUUCAGGUCUCCAGAAAUGUUUUAUCUGGUCCACAACAUUCAGAGACUUGUCCCGAAGCCACUGAGUUGUCUUGACUGUGUGCUUAGGGUCGUUGUCCUGUUGGAAGCUGAACCUUCGCCCCAGUCUGAGGUCCUGAGUGCUCUGGAGCAGGUUUUCAUCAAGAAUCUCUCUGUACUUUGCUCCGUUCAUCUUUCCCUCGAUCCUGACUAGUCUCCCAGUCCCUGCAGCUGAAAAACAUCCCCACAGCAUGUUGCUGCCUCCAACAUGCUUCACCAUAGGGAUGGUGCCAGGUUUCCUCCAGACGUGAUGCUUGGCAUUUAGGCCAAAGAGUUCAAUCUUGGUUUCAUCAGACCAGAGAAUCCUGUUUCUUAUGGUCUGAAAAUAUUUUGUGCAUUUUGGCAUACUCCAAGUGGGCACCUUUUUACUGAGGAGUGGUUUCCAUCUGGCCACUCUAGCAGAGAUGGUUAUCCUUCUGGAAGGUUCUCCCAGCUCCACAGAGGAACUCUAGAGCUCUGUCAGUGACCAUCGGGUUCUUGGUCACUUCCCUGACCAAGGCCCUUCUCCCCAGAUUGCUCAGUUUGGCUGGGCGGCCAGCUCUAGGAAGAGUAUUGGUGGUUCCAAACUUCUUUCAUUUAAGAAUGAUGGGAGGCCACUGUGUUCUUGGGGACUUAUGUUCAACUUAAUUAAAACUACUGCAUACAUUUUUUUGGUACCCUUCCCCAGAUCUGUGCCUCGGCGCUCUACAUGCACUGUCAACUGUGAGACCUUAUAUAGACAGGAAUGGCGGCGUUGGCAAGUCUGGUGCAGCGGCUGGAGGUGGCUGUGGGUCGUUUGGAGGCGGUGUCGGGCGGUGGAGGUGGCGGUGGCUCUGCUGGAGGCUCUGGAGUCGUGGCAGCUUACGUGGAGGCCUAUGAUGCUAUCAUCACGGGCUCUGUUGGCCAGUACAUGACCCUCAGCCAGCAGAUAGGGGGCGACGUCCAGAAGCAUGCGGACAUGAUGAAGCAGGCGUUCUCAUGUCAGAGACAGCUCCUUGUCACCGCCUCCUGCUCCCAGAAGCCCUCUGAUGCAUCCUUGACUGCUCUCCUGGCCCCCGUCUCCAAAGUGAUCCAGCAGGUGCAGACGUUCCGCGAGCAGAACCGCUCCUCGACCCUCUUCAACCACCUCUCGGCCGUCAGCGAAAGUGUGCCUGCCUUCGGCUGGGUCGCCAUGGCUCCUAAGCCAGGUCCCUAUGUGAAGGAGAUGCAGGAUGCUGCCCAGUUCUACACCAACCGUGUGCUCAAGGACUACAAGGAGAAGGACCAGAAGCAUGUGGACUGGGUUAAGGCCUACCUGUCUAUCUGGACUGAGCUGCAGAACUACAUCAAACAGCACCACACCACCGGACUGGCCUGGAGCAAGAGCGGUCCAGUAGCCUCGGCCUCUGCAGCUCACCCUGCCUGUGGCGCUCCUCCUCCCCCCGGCCCUCCUCCCCCUCCCAUGGACUUCAGCGGGUCGUCUGGCGGUGGCGGAGACCAGGGGCCCGACACCCGUAACGCCCUCUUCGCCUCCCUCAACAAGGGAGCUGACAUCACCAAGGGCCUGAAGCAUGUGCCCAAAGACCAAAUGACUCACAAGAACCCCAACCUGAGGACCCAGACCGGUCCGGUGCACACAGGGCCCAAGCCCUUCAGCUCCCCCAAGACAGAGGCCACCGCCGCCCCCUCUCGCAAGCUGCCCCCCGUUCUGGAGCUUGAUGGCAAAAAGUGGAAAGUGGAGAACCAAGAGGGUGUACAGGGCAUGGUGAUCAGCGACACAGAGCUCAAGCAGGUGGUCUACGCCUUCAAGUGUAACAACAGCACCCUGCAGAUCAAGGGCAAGAUAAACUCCAUCACUUUAGACAACUGUAAGAAACUGGGUCUGGUCUUUGACGACGUCGUGGGCAUUGUAGAGGUUAUCAACUGCAGGGACGUCAAGGUUCAGGUCUUGGGCAAAGUUCCCACCAUCUCCAUCAACAAGACUGACGGCUGCCACGUGUACCUGAGCAAAGAUUCGCUGGAGUGUGAGAUCGUCAGCGCCAAGAGCUCAGAGAUGAACGUGCUGGUACCUGGUAAAGACGGAGACUAUACUGAGAUCCCUGUUCCUGAGCAGUUCAAGACUGUCUGGGAUGGCAAGAAGCUUGUCACCACUUGUACAGAGAUCGCUGGAUAGAGGCGCAGCACUCGAAACAGCCUCCCCUUUGCAAAUGCCUACCUGACUGAUCGACCGACCAGCUAACCAAACCACAAAGUAGACUGAGAUGCCAACCGCACCCAUAUUUUUCCAAUCUGCCAAUCAAAGCUUUAGCGUUUUUUUCCUUCAGCCAAUGAGAGGACUGCUUGCUUUAUCUGGAGCAUUCCUUCAGCCAAUUGCAGGGAGCGGCUUGUUAUUCGAUUCGGUUAUCCUCAUGACCAGUGAGCGUAUUCAAAUGGGUUUGCCAACAACCAGGUUGAUUUUUGAUUUCCUGCUAAUGAUAAAUGUAAUAGCAAACGCGAAGGAGCAAAGCUUUUAUCACACCUGUGGUUAAACACUAAACAUCAGCCAAUGUUUCCUUAAACCAAUUGUUAAUUGGAUUUCCCCUCUGGUCAGGGGGAGGCAUGUGUUUAGGGGUCCAAGGUUUCAGUUCCAUUUAUGCAAUUUAGCCGUGAAGCACAUGUACAACCAACCCCUCUUUACAGUCGACAAUGCUAACAUUCAUAGAUAUUGACUAAAUAUAACAUUUGUGUCAUCACUCUUAAAUAGGUAAAAUGAUCAAUUAUGUGCAGGGUCACUCUUUUUUUAUCAUAACACUGAAGCAAAAUGGUGUUGAAAAAAUAUUGAAAGAUGAAAUGUAAAAAAUAAAAUAAAAAUGUUCAUUCCUUG